AUGUCGCGUGCUUCCUCAAGCACAGCCAGCAAUGACGAUGCUCUUGAGCUUGAAGCGGCUGGCUACGUCCAAGCCAUGCCGCGCCGCUUCUCGCUCUGGUCCUUAGGCGCACUGUCAUUCACAUUGACCUGUACAUGGCUCGGAACCGGAUCUUCAAUCGGGAUCAGUUUAACUGAAGCGUCUUCAACUGGGACUUUAUGGUCGUUACCUAUCGCCGGCGUGAUGACUACCAUCGUCUCGCUGGGUAUGGCCGAGCUCGCAUCCGCGUAUCCUGUUGCUGGAGCACAGUACUAUUGGUCUUUUAUGGUUGCGCGAGAUGACUACAAACCCUUUGCAUCAUAUCUAAAUGGCUGGAUGAGUGUCAUCGGGUGGUGGCUUGCUUCAAGCUCAGUCUCCAACUUCGUCUCAUCCAUGAUCCUCGACAUCGUCGGCGCAUGGUAUCCAGACUGGGACCAAAAGCGAUGGCACCAAUAUUUGAUAUACGUAGCUCUCAUUUGGAUCGCCACAGCCGCCAAUAUCUUCACAGCGCAGUGGAUUCCUCUUUUCAACAAGAUGGUCUUCAUCCUAUCAGUCCUGACUCUCAGCGCCACGACGAUAACACUCUUCGUCGUCACGAAGGAUCACGCGUCAGCGGAAUUCAUCUUUACCGAUACUACUAACCGAACUGGCUGGUCCAGUGACGGAUUCGCAUUCAUGUUAGCGGUAGGCAAUGCCGUUUAUGCAUUUCUAGGCAGCGAUUGCGGAGCUCAUCUUUGUGAAGAGAUACCCAAUCCAGCCAAGAACGUGCCCAAGGUCAUAAUCUAUCCGUUGCUCAUGGGCUUACUAACCGCGUUUCCUUUUGCAACGUCUCUCAUGUACGCGAUCUCUGAUUUGCCAGCCGUACUCAACACGACGACUGGGUUGCCGCUGUUUGAGAUUUAUUAUCAGGGCACAGGGUCUCGACCAGCUGCCUCAGUGCUGAUGUCGCUGUUCGCCUUCUGUUUCUUCGCCAAUCUUGUGGCUAAUGCGACAACUUCGUCACGCACGCUCUGGGCCGUUUCGCGUGACGGCGCCUUGCCAUACUCACAAUUCUGGGGUCGCGUUCAUUCAAAGUUCCAAGUUCCUGUCAACGCACUCCUUCUUUCUGCUGUCUUCAUUACUCUGUACGGUCUUAUCUUCCUCGGUUCUUCAACCGCUUUUUCUGCCAUGGUUAGCGCCGCCAUCAUCUUUCUACAAACUUCCUGCGUCAUUCCCCAAGCCGUCCUCCUUUACCGAGGACGUGAUCGUGUCUUGCCAAUUCGAUACUUCAGUCUCGGCAGAUACGGCGCUGCCAUCAAUGGAAUCUCAGUCGCAUGGGUAGUAUUUCUCGAUAUUUUGUAUUGCUUCCCGACUACCAUGCCCGUCACGCCUGAGAACAUGAGCUAUGUGUCAGUCGUCUUCACUGGACUGGUAGCGUUUGUCAUAGCCCUCUGGUUCACCACCAAAAAAGGCUCCUUCACGGGGCCUCAGAUCAAUCUGGAUCUUCUGAAUGCCAGACGCAUGGCGGCUGUUCAGACUUUGGAGGGCACUCGCCCGACGGCUGAAUACCAUGCACUUCAAAAUUCAGAGGUCGUGAAGGAGGAUUAG
Molecule: messenger RNA, 1605 nt
Organism: Fusarium proliferatum ET1
Lineage: Eukaryota; Fungi; Ascomycota; Sordariomycetes; Hypocreales; Nectriaceae
Exons: 4
Coding region: 1-1605 (534 amino acids)
Biological process (GO): transmembrane transport
Cellular component (GO): membrane
Molecular function (GO): transmembrane transporter activity
Source: RefSeq, a predicted model, not a curated record